Messenger RNA from Cherax quadricarinatus, 11229 nucleotides. The record is from RefSeq and is a predicted model, not a curated record. NCBI's taxonomy places the organism in Eukaryota, Metazoa, Arthropoda, Malacostraca, Decapoda, Parastacidae.
CAGGGCACUAACUUCAUAUAUGUAAGGUACACCAUACCCCCGGCCGGGAUUGAACCCGCGGUCAUAGAGUCUCAAAACUCCAGCCCGUCGCGUUAGCCACUAGACCAGCUAGCCACAAUAAGAUUCAUCCAACUAGGUAUAUUUCUACACCAUAGGAAGGUUAGCACAGGCACCACUGUGACCACAAAUGCAAGUUUUUACAGACGAAUCUCCAACUAGCGUGGCCGUGACGAACUCUAGCUCAAGUCCCUUCACUGCCGUCAACAUGACUCAAGAAAUCGUAAUGACACGAUUGCAAACAAACCAUACCCCCGGCCGGGAUUGAACCCGUAAUCGUGUCAUUACGAUUUCUUGAGUCAUGUAAGGUACACAUUAAUCAGGUAUAUUGUGUACAUUCGUUGUUAUUGAGGAAACGUUUUCUUUGAUAAUUUGGAUGAAAUUCGUGGCUUAGCGCUUCUUUUUGAUUAUAAUAUAUAUUUGGAUGAAAUUCAUAGAGGUGUUUCCCCUCAACCUCGUCCGAAACUUCGUCUGCACUAACGUAUCGAGCUCGGAUUAUGUCCAAAUUUAAAAUGAAUAUAGUAUGAGUGGAAAUAUAGCACGAGUGGAAAUAUAGUAUGAGUGGAAAUAGAGAUAAUGAUUAUUAGAAUUAACUUAACUUAUCAGUAGUGAUCAAGGAGAAAUAAUCAGCGAAAUAUUAGAGCUAAAUUACCUCUAGCUAGUUGCCUUGAUACUGGUCAGGAACACAUGAUCCAAGAAACUGAACCUAUCUUUCCUUUCCUUUCCUCGGAUCGAACCUGAUUGCCUCCCAUUACCUCAGGCGUUGUAGAACCCCUUUGGGUUUAGCGCUUCUUCCCACGAAUGUAAUAAUUAUAACAGUGCUAAGUCGAGUUGGAAGCCAAAGACAAGAGUUGAGACACUUUGACAAUCAGCUGUUCGAGGCUCUGCUCACUGGAGCAGAUUUUCUUUAUAUUUUGUGUAGAUCACAAUCUGGGGAAGCUGCCACAGUCAUAUAACUCUACAAUGAUAUAUUGCUGAGUGUGUCCGCCGCAGUAUGGAUGGUGUGGAUAGGUUCUCGUUACUCCUGCUCGAGCCUGGAGAGAUUUACUUUGAAGAUUUUGCUGCAGUCUAUAUUCUUCCGGAGGAGAGUGCCAAUAAUAAUGAUGGAUGGGAGGAGAAGUUUGAGGAUGGACUACUGAGAGGAAGACUUAAGGUGUGUUCAAAGUCUCUUGUGUUUGACCCCCGAGACAUCCGGGCUCCUAUUAUCAAGUUUCCAUUUCGCACAUUCAACAGUGUUGUUGAAAGCAAAACUACUCGGACUAAUGAGCUUCUUUACAGUGAAGGUGAGAAGAGUGUUGUUGAGGUGACCUGUAGUAUGACAGUGGAGAUGCUAGAGGGAGGAGUGUUACAACCAUAUAAGUUCUGCAGAGAAGAUCACAAACACAAGUUUCAGCUGAUAUAUGCAGAAGUGACAACAGUUUUGCCACAGAUUUGCCAAUUGCAGAGAGCUUCAACAUUGCCACCUAAUGACCAAAACACAAUGAUUCAAGCAAUUGUUAGAUCAAGACAAAGCAGGCAAAAAUUUGACAGAUCAUUGCUAGGUGACCUCUCAGAGACUGAAGUCUUUGAGACCAAGGCUAACAAAGUGACACCAUUAGUGACUAAUCCGGGUACUGUACUCCUCACUACCUCAAUGCUCUACUUCCAACCUCACAACAAUGCUGACAAACAGUAUCCUGUGAUAAGAAUUGGUUUGCCAGACAUCCGGCAAAUCAUAAAGCGACGUUAUCUCCUGAGACAAGUGGGUUUGGAAGUAUUCUGUCGUGAUCAGUGCAUGGUGAAACAUCUGUUUUUGACUUUCAAGGAGUCUGAGGAUAGAGAAAACCUGUACAAGCUGCUAACAGAACAGGAGAAAGUGAACGUGGAUGACAUGCGCCAGGACAACAUGAGUUACCAGUGGCAGGCCGGGGCUAUAUCUAACUAUGACUACCUCUGUUAUCUCAACAGUCAAGCUGAUAGGAGUGAAAAUGAUUUGACUCAGUAUCCGGUGUUUCCUUGGGUGCUGGCCAACUAUGUGAGUGAGUCUCUGGACCUGACAGAUCCUGCUAUAUACCGUGACCUGUCAAGACCCAUAGGUGCACUUAAUGAAGAAAGACUGAAAAGAUUAAAGGAGCGCUGUAAAGACAUGCCUGAGCCAAGGUUUUUGUACGGCUCUCACUAUUCAACACCAGGGUUUGUGUUGUUCUAUCUUGUACGACAGUACCCCCAGUAUAUGUUAUGCCUGCAGAAUGGCCGCUUUGAUCAUCCUGAUAGAAUGUUCAACAGUCUUGCUGAAACUUGGUUCAAUGUUACUUCCAAUCCAUCAGAUUUCAAAGAACUUAUUCCAGACUUCUACAAUUUGGAUGGUUCAGCAGAUUUUUUGGUGAAUUCAUUACGAAUAAAUUUUGGUGUAAGGCAGAAUGGAAAACCAGUCAAUGACGUAGAGCUACCCCCUUGGGCAAAGGAUCCUCGCAGUGUGAUAAAAAUUAUGCGAGAAGCUCUUGAAUCGGAAUAUGUCUCAAAUAAUUUGCAUCAAUGGAUUGAUCUUCUGUUUGGCUACAAGCAGAAUGGGGAAGAGGCAGAGAAAGCUGAUAAUUUAUUUUACCACCUUUGCUAUGAGGGAUCUGUGGACCUGACUGCAAUUACAGACCUCAAUGACAGGCUAGCAUUAGAAGUUCAAAUCACUGAAUUUGGGCAAGUUCCUAAACAGCUGUUUACAAAACCACAUCCUCGAAGAUCAAGAUCAUAUGGCCUUUACGAUUCUCUUCAUCUAAGUGAUGUACUUGAAGGUGAAUUAGAUUCUGUAGAGGAUUCUGCUGAGUGUGAGGAAAAUUGUGAAAGAGGAGCCAGUUUAGAGGUACAGAAUCUCUGGCAGAGGUUAACUGAUCUUCAGCAACUGCAUGAAUGUAAAGUUCACCGUGAUGUCAUCCUGGGAGUGGCUUUUACAACUGAUGCAAAGCAAGUUAUGUCUGUUGCUCAGGAUUCCUUAAUAAAAGUGUUCACUGUGCCAAAGUUGGAGCAGGUUAGAAUAACUUAUAACAUUGUAAAUAUUUUAUUUUCACUGAGCAGAUACACAUACAGUCAGGAAUAUGGAGAAGUGUGUCUGCUCCUGGAGGCUCAUUGUGAUGCAGUCUCUUGCAUUCAGUGGAACAAAAAUGUUCUUAUUACAGGAUCAUGGGAUUGCACGGCACGGGCAUGGUCAGUAAAAAAUGGUGCGGGUAAUAGUCCAGGAAAUGAAGAAAACCAAAGAGGAAGCAGAAAUUUGAUGUCUGCUUUGUCUGUUGGCCAAAACAUUAUUUGUGAAAUGGAUCAUGACUCUCCAAUACUGUGUUUGGCCCUGCACCCGGAGGGAUCCUUGUUAGCCACUGGCAAUCAGGAUGGUGUAUUAACCCUGUGGCUGCUGCCUGAUGGUGAUCUGGUGCACCAGUUAAACUGUCAUGAAGGUAGUGUGAAUACAGCAGUGUGGAGUGCAGUUGAUGAUCGCAUAUUGACUGGUGGUGAGGAUGGCCAACUGACCAUCAUUGAAGCUUACCAGGGGACAAAAAUCUGUGCACAUAGCCUGCAAGAAAAUGUAAGGUGUGCGGCAUGGGAGGGGCGACUGGUGAUUGCAGGAGGAGAGUCUGGUGAUGUUAUAGUGUUUGAUAUGGGCACUGGCUUGGUGAUCAAGAGGUUUCCAGCACACAAUGGUCCUAUUACAUGUUUAGCAGUGAGUCCAGAUAAUAGACAUCUAGCGACCGGUAGCGAAGAUCGGAAAGUUAUACUGUGGGGUUUACAUUCUUGAAAGUUGGGAUAAAUGCUGUGCUUCUUUUUUUUUUCUUAUUAUACCUCACUUGCGUUGCCUUGACCCACAUAAUUUCAUUGGGGAAGUUUGUGUGGCCAUGAGACGAGCCUUGCAGAGACGAGUUGCUGGAGCUGACCAGCAGUAGUUUAAGGCAUUAUAGGUUUUAAGUACCAAAAGUAUUUUUUAUAAAAUGUUUUAUUUUUUUAGUUUUCCUAGACAUUAUCUACACUGAAGAGUAAAGGUUAAUGAAAUGUGAUACUAGGUAGUCUCAUGUAUGUACACAUUGUGAUAUUAUAACGCUUAUAACUUGAAUAUUCUGAUACAACUCUGUCUUAAAUUACAGUACUUUCAUAUAUAAGCAAUUUUUAUGAGGAAAGUUGAAGCAAAUCCAUUCACAUGGGAAAUUUUUGCUUAUUUGCUGUUUGCAAAAUGGAAAUUCUGCUUACUAGUAACACAAUACUAAAUUUGUUAGUGAAUUUUAAAUUUUUAACGAAAGUGCCCAUAUUCAACAAUAUCUAUUAAAGUGGGGAGAGGAAGUAAUAGAUUUAGGUAUACUAUAUAGGUUCACAAUGUUACUGGGAGCGACAGUGGUAGGGGUGAUAAUAAAUUUAGAAUAGAUUUAGGUUUAUGGUCUUAGUGUUACUAAGACUGGCAGUGGCAGUAGUAGGAAAGAGCUCAUGGGUGAUGGUAUGGUAUAUUUAGAUAAAGGCAUGAAGCUGACAGUAACAAAAGACAGGUGUAGAGUAAGCUUUUACUAUAACAAUGUUUUGCUUUAUGUAGAGCUUUGAUGUAACAAGACUCUACACUGAGUGAAAUGUUGUCAUAAUAAAAGAUGCUCUAAACCUAUCUGUUCUUAAUUACUGUAGAUUUAGGUAUAUAGACUAAACCUGUAGGAGUCGUGUAGUGCCUAGGGAAUGGGAGGUAUUAAGGUUUCAUCCAAGAAGGAAAGGUUAUGUUCAAUUCCUUGAAUUAAGAGCCCCUUACCGGCAUCAAAGUGGCCCCCCUGAGAGGAUAAGUCCUACAAUACUAGUAGUAGUAGUAAUGGGGAGGGAAGGGGUGAUAGAUUUAGGUAUGCUGUAUAGAUCUAGUGUUGCUGAGUGUGGCACUGGUAGUAGUAGGGAAGGGAGGGGUUAUAAUAGAUUUAGGUCUAGUCCUGCAGUGUUACUGUGAUGGCCUUACAAACACUGUAGCUGAAUGAUUUGCUUUACCAAAGUAAUCAUUUUAUUUAUAUUAGUAAUAUUUUCAGAAUAUUUUGUAUAUUUACAGUUUUUCUACAGUUCCAUUAGGGUGGUAACUGAAUUUAGGAGUGAUUGGUGGAAUGAUGAAGUAAAGGGUGUGAUAAAAGAGAAAAAGGUAGCUUACGAGAGGUUUUUACAAAGCAGAAGUGUUAUAAGAAGAGCAGAGUAUAUGGAGAGUAAAAGAAAGGUGAAGAGAGUGGUGAGAGAGUGCAAAAGGAGAGCAGAUGAAAGAGUGGGAGAGGCACUGUCAAGAAAUUUUAAUGAAAAUAAGAAAAAAUUUUGGAGUGAGUUAAACAAGUUAAGAAAGCCUAGGGAAAGUAUGGAUUUGUCAGUUAAAAACAGAGUAGGGGAGUUAGUAGAUGGGGAGAGGGAGGUAUUAGGUAGAUGGCGAGAAUAUUUUGAGGAACUUUUAAAUGUUAAGGAAGAAAGGGAGGCGGUAAUUUCAUGCACUGGCCAGGGAGGUAUACCAUCUUUUAGGAGUGAAGAAGAGCAGAAUGUAAGUGUGGUGGAGGUACGUGAGGCAUUACGUAGAAUGAAAGGGGGUAAAGCAGCUGGAACUGAUGGGAUCAUGACAGAAAUGUUAAAAGCAGGGGGGGAUAUAGUGUUGGAGUGGUUGGUACUUUUGUUUAAUAAAUGUAUGAAAGAGGGGAAGGUACCUAGGGAUUGGCGGAGAGCAUGUAUAGUCCCUUAUAUAUAAAGGGAAAGGGGACAAAAGAGAUUGUAAAAAUUAUAGAGGAAUAAGUUUACUGAGUAUACCAGGAAAAGUAUAUGGUAGGGUUAUAAUUGAAAGAAUUAGAGGUAAGACAGAAUGUAGAAUUGCGGACGAGCAAGGAGGCUUCAGAGUGGGUAGGGGAUGUGUAGAUCAAGUGUUUACAUUGAAGCAUAUAUGUGAACAGUAUUUAGAUAAAGGUAGGGAAGUUUUUAUUGCAUUUAUGGAUUUAGAAAAGGCAUAUGAUAGAGUGGAUAGAGGAGCAAUGUGGCAGAUGUUGCAAGUAUAUGGAAUAGGUGGUAAGUUACUAAAUGCUGUAAAGAGCUUUUAUGAGAUUAGUGAGGCUCAGGUUAGGGUGUGUAGAAGAGAGGGAGAAUACUUCCCGGUAAAAGUAGGUCUUAGACAGGGAUGUGUAAUGUCACCAUGGUUGUUUAAUAUAUUUAUAGAUGGGGUUGUAAAAGAAGUAAAUGCUAGGGUGUUCGGGAGAGGGGUGGGAUUAAAUUAUGGGGAAUCAAAUUCAAAAUGGGAAUUGACACAGUUACUUUUUGCUGAUGAUACUGUGCUUAUGGGAGAUUCUAAAGAAAAAUUACAAAGGUUAGUGGAUGAGUUUGGGAAUGUGUGUAAAGGUAGAAAGUUGAAAGUGAACAUAGAAAAGAGUAAGGUGAUGAGGGUAUCAAAUGAUUUAGAUAAAGAAAAAUUGGAUAUCAAAUUGGGGAAGAGGAGUAUGGAAGAAGUGAAUGUUUUCAGAUACUUGGGAGUUGACGUGUCGGCGGAUGGAUUUAUGAAGGAUGAGGUUAAUCAUAGAAUUGAUGAGGGAAAAAAGGUGAGUGGUGCAUUGAGGUAUAUGUGGAGUCAAAAAACGUUAUCAAUGGAGGCAAAGAAGGGAAUGUAUGAAAGUAUAGUAGUACCAACACUCUUAUAUGGAUGUGAAGCUUGGGUGGUAAAUGCAGCAGCGAGGAGACGGUUGGAGGCAGUGGAGAUGUCCUGUCUAAGGGCAAUGUGUGGUGUAAAUAUUAUGCAGAAAAUUCGGAGUGUGGAAAUUAGGAGAAGGUGUGGAGUUAAUAAAAGUAUUAGUCAGAGGGCAGAAGAGGGGUUGUUGAGGUGGUUUGGUCAUUUAGAGAGAAUGGAUCAAAGUAGAAUGACAUGGAAAGCAUAUAAAUCUAUAGGGGAAGGAAAGAGGGGUAGGGGUCGUCCUCGAAAGGGUUGGAAAGAGGGGGUAAAGGAGGUUUUGUGGGUGAGGGGCUUGGACUUCCAGCAAGCGUGCAUGAGCGUGUUAGAUAGGAGUGAAUGGAGACGAAUGAUACUUGGGACCUGACGAUCUGUUGGAGUGUGAGCAGGGUAAUAUUUAGUGAAGGGAUUCAGGGAAACCGGUUAUUUUCAUAUAGUCGGACUUGAGUCCUGGAAAUGGGAAGUACAAUGCCUGCACUUUAAAGGAGGGGUUUGGGAUAUUGGCAGUUUGGAGGGAUAUGUUGUGUAUCUCUAUACGUAUAUGCUUCUAAACUGUUGUAUUCUGAGCACCUCUGCAAAAGCAGUGAUAAUGUGUGAGUGUGGUGAAAGUGUUGAAUGAUGAUGAAAGUAUUUUCUUUUUGGGGAUUUUCUUUCUUUUUUUUUUUGGGUCACCCUGCCUCGGUGGGAGACGGCCGACUUGUUGAAAAAAAAAAAAAAAAAAAAAUGUAUACUAAUUGAUGCAGCAUGUCUGUAACUGGAAUUUUGGUUCCAAGUUAACUAUCAGAAGAUUCAAUGGCUGUUUUAAGGGUACAGCAUAAUGCAUUUGUUUCUUGUAAACCAUGUCAGACAUGCUGUUGUUAGCUUUGAUGGAAUUAUUUGCUAUUUCUCUGAUUUUUUGUCACAAUUUUGUAACCUUAAUGAACAGUGGUCAUUGCUACUUAAAUUUAAAUCUAUAAAGCUAAAACAGGUUUAUGAAGAACAUUUUAUCAUUAAAUAAUGAAGAAAAUAUUAGCUACCUAGAGAUGGUGUACCUGAACAGGAGGUAACUAAGGUAAAUUAAGUUUCUCUGCAUGAAACUGAUGUGUACAUUUUGAGAGAUGUAUUUUUCUUGAUGUAGAUGCAUUGAGAGUAGAAGUGUAUAUAUUUAGAGUUAAGUUUAGAAAUAGGGCUUACAAGUAUUCUUAUUGGUAUGCAGGUGAAAUGCAGUCUUGAUGAUACAGUUGAUAUUACAAUCAAAACUAAGUGCUAAACUCACAAGGGAUACAAUUGAUAGGCUAACCAAACACUAUAUUAUAACUACUGCAUAAUAUUCCUGAAUGAUGAUUGGUAUCUUUCAGAGCAGUUACAUGUCAAAAAUUUCUCUCCAAUACUGAAUUAAAGCAUUAAAAUUUUUGAUAAAUAAGAAAAAGUGGCUCUGUAUGAAGCCUACAGUGUGACCCAUACAAGUUUAGCACAAGUUUUGUAAUAUAAAUUAUGUAGUAUUUAUGAAGACUUUGGAUCUUUUCUCAAAGUCAUAGCAAUGUUCAUAUUUCUUGGAUAUUAAAAAAAUAUUUAAAAAUAAUUUUUAAUGUAUAAUGUGAAUUUUUAGUAAAGUAAGAAAUUUUUCACUGGUUUCCACCAGAAAACGAGGAACCGUAGUUUAUUUAGUGUAUUUUUUUUUAAUUAUACAACACUUCAGUUUCACACACAAAAAAAAAAAAAAUUCUCGUUUUGUGUAAAACUAAUGGUACAGAAAAAUCAUAUCUAGGUACUGUACAAUACUUUAAUGUACAGUUGAGACAUUAACACUCAUUUCUCUUCAAAAUGAAUGUACAGUAUAAGGUAUUGAUUUUGGCGAAAGUCUCAUGAAAGUGACAAAUGAGACUGUUGAUUGCAACAUCCUAAGUAGACUUGACAGAACUCUAGACAGAGAAAGCUGGCCAAGUCUAAAACUCAACCUUUCUUGCCCAGACUGAUAGUCAUUUAUUUAAAGUUAUCUUAAUAAACUGGUGUAUGUGGUUUGGGAAUGUGUACGUGUGCAUGGGGUUAGCAUGUUGCUAACUUAAAACUUUAUGUAGAUAUAUUGAGGCAUCAUGAAUUGUGUGAUAUUUCAGCUUUAAGUUUGGAUACUGAUAAUGUAAAGUAGAUCAAUAUGCAUUUCAAGUAAUCACAUGGAUGGCCUCACAAAACCUCCAAAUUAUUUCUUUAGGCUUAUUACUAUUAUUCUGGCCCCAGCAUUAGUGUCGUAGCCAGACACUUCAGGGCUAGAUGGUGCUCUGAAUAGUGUGCAUUACUAAUAUUAAUGGGAGCAUAUCCUGCAUGCUAAAUCAUGGAAAUGUUUCAUCCAAGCUCUUCCUUUUAUGAACAGUUGCUGGUAAUGGAAUAUUGCUUAUUGCUGUAAAGUAACAGCCUCAAAGUCUAUUUUUGCAUUCCUUGAAAUAUACCUGCUUAAUCUCAUCACUGGUAGGGUAGUUUGCUGGAAAGAAAGUAAGUGUUAAUAUUAUAUGUAGUACAUGAAGUAAUUUCCGUAAUGUUGUGGUCACGGCUGCAGGGAGAGUCUUGCAUAUUAGCAAGAAAAUGUGCAAUAAGUAUUCUUCCUUAGCAAAUUUUAUGCAAAAUAUCAUUCAGCAUUAAAUGCUGAAGGAUAAGUGUUAUAUUCAUAUAGUGUAGGUACAUUGUCUUGUUUUCAUGUAUACUGUUGCAUGACAAAUGUUAAGCUGUAUGUCUAGCUUAGGAGUAUGUUUUGGCUGAAUGAACAAAUGGGUUUAGCGGUCUUUUUUUGUUGUCACUAUUUAAAACUGCUGCUGAACACAUUCACUAUCAUAGAACCAAUGACAGCCAAUUAAGUAGGUUAUGUCUUCACAAAUGUUCAAGGUGCCACUAUUGGGUUGGCUUAGUGGAUUAAUGUUGACAGUGAAUACUAUAGUAGUUUGUAAGUUAAUGAAUUUCAGAAUUUUUCAGUUUUUUUUCUAUUAGUUGCAGUUGUAUUUUUGAUAUGAACAUUUUUUAUGAGCUUUAUUUGAAUUUUGGAAUUUUAUUCCCUGAUACAUAUUUAAUUUAUGAACAACAUUUUGGUUAAUUUUUUAAGUUUUAAGUGUCUUCUACCUAAAAACUCAGUCAAAUAAGAUGACCGACAGUAAGAGAGGACAAGUUGUGAGGAGUCAGACCUUGAAAGGGGAUGUUGGGAUUCCCUUUGCUAUGCCAGUGGGGCUCUUGAUCCAAGGAAUUGGUUUCUUUUUCUCCUUAAGGUCAAAUCUAAUUGCCUUCCCCCCCCCCUUCCCUUCCUUCCUCACCUCUUUUGACCUUAGUGGAGAUGCAGUACUUCAGCUCUUAGUAAAAAUCAUAAUCAAAUUAAGUGCUAAACUCUAAAAGGUCAUAUAAAAAGGAAAAGAAAUAGCUGUUGGCCCUGUUUUAACAUCUGUUGGUAGUGAUAAAAAAUAAAUCAUGGGUGACUAUCUAGUGGGGCCUCUGAUAGUGGAGGUGCUACUGGAGGUUGCCUGCAGAUCCAAAAGUGUAUGAUUGGAACUGGAGGUUGCCUGCAGAUUCAAAAGUGUACAAUUUCUGGGACAUAUAUUGUCAGCAAUAUAGACCAGGCCACCACUGUUGGCAAUAUCCCAGUCCCAAUACAGAUAGUCUUUCAUCAAUUUGAGCUGCCAGAAUAUUAGAGACCAAAUCUAGCUACAUCAUUUCCCUGUCAACAAACUUGAGAUUUGUCUAUCCAGUCCGUGGACUAAGAUGAUAUCUGAGCAAUAUAGCUAAGCUAACCUCUGAUUACGAGAACCUUCCAUCCUGUUUACACUGGAGGACACCACUUAGAGGCAAGAAAGCUAAAAUCAGCACCUUAACAGUGCUGGUACCUUGGCCAUCUGGCAAAAUAUUGCCUAUCAUGGUUGGAAUGACCAGUCUGGAAAAGCAGAUCAUAAUACCUACUAUGAUCAACCUCCUAUUUGCUUUAAGUGCUGAGUACUGUACACCUGCUUAUUCCCAUCUGCAUCUCAUUUUCCUUUGAGAAAGCAUAUAAACUGAUUGAAGGAAAGAUACUCUGUCACACACUGUAACAGUGAUCCAAAUUUAUCUUCAUGGAAAUAUACCAUGGAUAUCCUACUCCAGAGCUGCCAGUCAUCCUCAAUGCACUUAGUAGAAACCUUUAACAUUCACACCAGUGUUGAACCUAAAUGAAAAUUUUUGCUUAUGCUGUUCCUACUUCACCCUCUGCCAUCUUCACCACUUUUUUUUUUCCUGACAGUCUACCUCAAUCCCUGACUCCUGCAACUAUAACAAAAAAUUUGUAGAAAUAUUGUACAUACAUUCUUCUCUGCAUCUUUCCACUACUCCAUUUGUACCCACACAGAUCAUCUCAAGAGACAACCUCUCACACACACUUCCUUUCUUGUCAGUCGCCUAUGUCUAUCCCUCUGCUAUAUUUUCCUGUUCUUGCCUCUUUCAUCCCUGUUCUGUGACUACAUGUGAUGAAGGUUGUGUUGACAGUGAGAGAGAGAGAGAGAGACUUUGACAAAUUUCAGCUUUAAUGAGGAACA